AUGAGUGACGCCGAGGAUGUUUGCGGAUGUUUGGUGUGCGCCGUGCUGUGCGGAGUAUGUUGCGUGGCUGCAGCGGAAGAAGACAAACGGGAGCGGGAACGAGCGGCAGCAGAGGCCUUGCAGCUGAAGAACCCAGACGUCAUCAUGGUGAACCCUGUGCCAGUGCCCACGCCGUUCUCGCAGCUGCAGAAGCAGACACAGGCACAGCUAGAUUUUGCUGCAGUACCAAUGCUGGAGACGAAAGAGCCCGAACCGAGCAAGAAGAAGAAGUCGAAGAAACAUAGGGACGGGAAAAUGCACAAGAGGAAACUAGGAGGCAAGCGUCGUGAGCCUCCAUCAUACUAA
Messenger RNA from Phytophthora nicotianae INRA-310, 345 nucleotides. RefSeq lists its product as hypothetical. Bases 1 to 345 code for a protein of 114 amino acids. The record is from RefSeq and is a predicted model, not a curated record. Lineage: Eukaryota; Oomycota; Peronosporomycetes; Peronosporales; Peronosporaceae. The transcript has a single exon.